Molecule: messenger RNA, 732 nt
Organism: Aureobasidium melanogenum CBS 110374
Lineage: Eukaryota; Fungi; Ascomycota; Dothideomycetes; Dothideales; Saccotheciaceae
Product: trafficking protein particle complex subunit 5
Exons: 1
Coding region: 1-732 (243 amino acids)
Biological process (GO): endoplasmic reticulum to Golgi vesicle-mediated transport
Cellular component (GO): TRAPPIII protein complex; TRAPPII protein complex; TRAPPI protein complex
Source: RefSeq, a predicted model, not a curated record
AUGGCUACUCAGCAGCACGCGCAACAGCAACAAUCGCUACCGCAGCAGACACAGACGCAGUCCAAUGCAGUGCCCGGUGCUGCCAGGGCGAGCUCUUACACAGCACUGCCUCCACCAGCAGCCUACACACCGCUGCGCUAUGCCAGUAAUCGAAAGACCAUCUACGACCGCAACCUCAACCGGGCUCGAACAUCCGAGUUGAGCCUGGCAUCAUUUGCUCACCUCUUCAACACCCUAAUCGCAUACCACCAAGCUCGCGCGCCCUCAGUCUCGGACCUUGAGGCCAGGCUGGCCCAAUCGGCAUACCCUAUUGGUGUCAAGCUGCUCGAUCUGCUCCUAUUCCGCAUGCCACCCCGUACAGCCUCUCGACCGACCCGUUUGCUUGACCUCUUGCAAUUCAUACACACAACCUUGUGGCGCUCUCUAUUUGGUCGUCCUGCUGAUGCUCUCGAGGCCAGCACUGGCAACAACAAUGACUAUAUGAUUGUGGACAACGAUCCCCUUGUCAACACGUACAUCAGCAUCCCCAAGGAGAUGAGCCAGCUCAACUGCGCCGCCUUUGUCGGUGGCAUCAUUGAAGGCGUAUGCGAUGCUGCCGGUUUCUCGACAGACGGAGUCACGGCGCAUUGGGCAGAAAACGACGAGCUGUGGCCAUCCAAGACCAUUUUCCUCGUCAAGUUCAAGCCUGAAGUAGUGGAAAGAGAAGAAGCACUCAAGGCUGGAGGAGGCUGA